Galeopterus variegatus (Sunda flying lemur) is the source of this 1465-nucleotide messenger RNA. RefSeq names its product ankyrin repeat and SOCS box containing 10 (gene ASB10). Bases 1 to 1410 code for a protein of 469 amino acids. Gene Ontology annotation, cellular component: membrane; axon initial segment; synapse. The record is from RefSeq and is a predicted model, not a curated record. Gene Ontology annotation, biological process: neuronal action potential; negative regulation of delayed rectifier potassium channel activity; intracellular signal transduction. The transcript has 7 exons. NCBI's taxonomy places the organism in Eukaryota, Metazoa, Chordata, Mammalia, Dermoptera, Cynocephalidae. Gene Ontology annotation, molecular function: transmembrane transporter binding.
AUGAUCAUGAGCUGGUCCCCAGAAGAGUGUGGAGGGCAGGGAGAGCCCCCCGGUGACAGACACACCCUCUGUGCCAGGCUGGUGGAGAAGCCCAGUGGAGGGUCUGAGGAGCACCCUGAGUCUGGCCCGAGACCCAUCGUCACCCGCACGGCCUCUGGGCCUGCCCUCGCCUUCUGGCAGGCAGUGCUGGCAGGGGACGUGGGCUCUGUCUCCCGCAUCCUCGCGGAUUCCAGUGCCGGCCUGGCUGCUGAUUCCAUCUUUGAUACCAGCGACCCAGAGCGAUGGAGAGAUUUCCGCUUCAACAUCCGCGCUCUGAGACUCUGGUCUCUGACGUAUGAGGAGGAGCUGACCACCCCACUGCAUGUGGCGGCCAGCCGUGGCCACACAGAAGUUCUGCAGCUGCUGCUGAGACGGCGGGCGAGGCCGGAUAGUGCCCCUGGGGGCCGCACUGCCCUGCAUGAGGCCUGUGCUGUGGGCCAUGCUGCCUGUGCCCACGUGCUGCUGGUGGCAGGGGCUGACCCCAACAUCCCUGACCAGGAUGGGAAGCGCCCCUUGCAUCUCUGCCGGGGGGCUGGCACCCUCGAGUGGUGUUGCUGUGAUGUUUUACCUCGGUGUCGCGCCCGCACGGAUGGUCGAUCGGAGGAGGAAGAGGAGACUCCUUUGCAUGUGGCUGCCCGACUUGGCCAUGUGGAGCUGGCGGACCUGCUUCUAAGACGGGGGGCAUGCCCUGAUGCCCGUGAUGCUGAAGGCCGGACCCCACUGCUGGCUGCCUGUGACACCCGCUGCCAGUCCCCCGCUGAUGCUGAGGCUACCACCACCCGCUGCUUCCAGCUGUGCCACUUGCUGCUCUCUGCUGGAGCAGAUGCCGAUGCUGCUGACCAGGACAAGCAGCGGCCCCUGCACCUGGCCUGUCGCCGUGGCCAUGCGGCCGUUGUGGAGCUGCUCCUGUCCUGUGGUGUCAGUACCAAUGCCAUGGACUAUGGGGGACACACGGCCCUGCACUGUGCUCUGCAGGGCCCACCUGCAGCCCUGGCCCAGAGCCCUGAGCACGUGGUGCGGGCUCUGCUCAACCAUGGUGCUGUCCGCAUCUGGCCAGGGGCCCUGCCCAAGGUGCUGGAGCGCUGGUGCACAUCCCCGCGAACCAUUGAGGUCCUGAUGAACACCUACAGUGUCAUGCAGCUUCCUGAGGAGGCCAUGGGCCUGGUGCCUCCUGAAACCCUGCAGGAGCACCAGCGUUUCUACUCCUCCCUCUUCGCCUUGGUGAGGCAGCCCAGAUCACUGCAGCAUCUGAGCCGCUGUGCACUCCGCUCCCACCUGGAGGGCUGCCUGCCUCAUGCGCUGCCCCGCCUUCCCCUGCCGCUCCGCCUGCUCCGCUACCUGCAGCUAGAUUUUGAGGACGUGCUCUACUAAAUGUCCACUGCCUUUUGAGAGAGCCUGAAAGUAGAUGCCCCAGCCUGCAGGGGGC